GUACCAAUGUCCCAUCACGUGUGUGUGUGUGUGUGUGUGUGUGUGUGUGUGUGUGUGUGUGUGUGUGUGUGUGUUUCUCACAGACCACACCAGAAGAAUUCAAAGGUUACCAGAUCUGUACAGAAGCAUCAAACAGAGCUGAUCAAGAGGGCUGAGGAGAACGCACACGCUUUUCAAGACAAGGAGAUGAAGAAGCACAGGAGGUAUCAGGCCUCAGAGGACCCACAAUGCUCAGAGAGUCAGAGGGAGGAGGAGGAGUUGGAUGGUAAGAAGGAGCAGAGGAGGCGCGCCAUAGAGGGAGUGGCGGACAUCACAAAGCUCUGCCUGACGGAGAUGAACCAGGAGGAACUGGCCGACACACCGUGGGGCAGGGAGCUUGGAAGGAUCCGUUCUAAAUUUGUGGAUAAAGUCUCAGACCCAGUUAUCAAAGGUCUCCUGGAUGACCUUUGGCAGCAGAAGGUGUUCAGUACUGAGGAAAAGGACUCUGUGAUGGAGGGCCAGACGAUCAGAGCAGACCAAGCACGUUGUCUGAUCGACAUGGUGAUGGGGAAAGGGGAGAGAGCAAGUCAAGCGAUGAUUGAUAGUAUGAAGAAGAGGGACCAACACUUAUGCUCCACCCUGGGUCUGAUGUCGCCUCCUGCUGGUGUGGGAUGUGCUGCUGUCGAGUGCCAACAUAAAAUCAAGUCUCAUUUAAAGGAGAAUUCCUGCUGUGUGUUUGAGGGAAUUGCUAAACCAGGACAUUCAACACUUCUGAAUGACAUCUACACAGAGCUCUACAUCACAGAGAGAGGCAGUGGAGAGGUCAACAAAGAACAUGAGGUCAGACUGAUUGAAACAGCUUCCAGAAAAUCAGCCAAGGAAGGAACACCAAUCAAAUGUGAGGACAUCUUCAAACCCUUACCUGGAAAAUAUAAACCAAUCAGGACAAUAAUGACAACUGGAGUGGCUGGCAUUGGUAAAACCAUCUUAACACAAAAGUUCACUCUGGACUGGGCUGAAGACAAAGCCAACCAAGACAUACACUUCACGUUUCUCUUCACUUUCAGAGACCUGAAUUUACUAAAAGAGAAAGAGUAUAGCUUGGUGGAACUUCUUCAUCAUUUCUUUAUUGAGACCAAAGAAGCAGGAAUCUACAGAUAUGAACCGUUCCAAGUUGUCUUCAUCUUGGAUGGACUGGAUGAGUGUCGACUUCCAUUGGACUUCCAGAAGAACCCGAUCUGGACUGAUGUCACGAAGUCCACCACGGUGGACGUGCUGCUGACAAACCUCAUCAGGGGCAAACUACUUCCCUCUGCUCACAUCUGGAUAACCACACGCCCUGCGGCAGCCAAUCGGAUCCCUGCUGAGUGUGUUGACAUGGUGACAGAGGUGAGAGGGUUCACCGACCAACAGAAGGAGGAAUACUUCAGGAAGAGAUUCAGAGAGGAGACGAUGGCCAACACAAUCAUGUCCCACAUAAAGAAAUCAAGAAGCCUCCACAUCAUGUGUCACAUCCCAGUCUUCUGUUGGAUCACUGCUACAGUUCUGGAGGACUUCUUCAAAAAAUCCCAGGUAGGAGAAGAGACGCCCAAGACCUUGACUCAGAUGUACAGCCACUUCCUAAGGGUUCAGUCCAUACAGGGGGAAAAGAAGUAUCAUGGGAGAGCUGAAACAGAUCAACACUGGAGUCCAGAGAGCAGGAAGAUCAUUGUUUCUCUGGGAAAACUGGCUUUUAAGCAGCUGGAGAAAGGCCACCUGAUCUUCUACGAAGCAGACCUGGCAGAGUGUGACAUCGAUAUCGGAGCAGCCGCAGUGUACUCAGGAGUGUUCACCCAGAUCUUUAAAGAGGAGCGCGGGAUGUACCAGGACAUUGUGUUCUGCUUUGUCCACCUGAGCAUCCAGGAGUUUCUGGCUGCCCUUUAUGUCUUUAUGUCAUUCAUCGACACUGGGGUCAAUCUGCUCUCAGGACAACCACAAUUCCUCUGGUCUAUUUUUUCUAGAAACAAAGGAAAUGUCAAACUCUACCAGAGUGCUGUGGACAAGGCCUUACAGAGUGAGGACGGACGCCUGGACUUGUUCCUCCGCUUCCUCCUGGGCCUCUCUCUGGAGACCAAUCAGAUUGUCCUAAAAUGUCUGCUGGGAAAGACAGUAAGUAGCUCAAAAACCAGUAAGAAAAUGGGCUCGUACAUUAAGAAGAAGAUAGGUGGAGAUCUCUCUACAGAGAAAAUAAUCAAUCUGUUCCACUGUCUGAAUGAGCUAAAUGACCGUUCUCUAGUGGAGGAGAUCCAACAGUACCUGACAUCAGGAAGACUCUCCAAAGAAUCUCUCUCUCCUGCUCAGUGGUCAGCUCUGGUCUUCAUCUUACUGUCGUCAGAAGAGGAGCUGGACGUGUUUGACCUGAAUAAAUACUCUGCUACAGAGAAGGGUCUUCUGAGGCUGCUGCCAGUGGUCAAAGCCUCCAAAACAUCUCUGCUGAAUGGCUGUGGUCUGUCAGAGAGAUGCUGUGAAGCUCUGGCCUCAGUUCUCAGCUCCACCUCCUCUAGUCUGAGAGAGCUGGACCUGAGUACCAAUGAUCUGCAGGAUCCAGGAGUGAAGCUGCUCUCUGCUGGACUGGGGAGUCCACACUGUACACUGGAAACUCUAAACUUGAAAGGCUGUCAGCUGUCAGAGGGAUGCUGUGAAGCUCUGGCCUCAGUUCUCAGCUUGGACUCCUCUAGUCUGAGAGAGCUGGACCUGAGUACCAAUGAUCUGCAGGAUUCAGGAGUGAAGCUGCUCUCUGCUGGACUGGGGAGUCCACACUGUACACUGGAAACUCUCAGCCUCAAUGGCUGUCAUCUGUCAGAGAAAUGCUGUGAAGCUCUGGCCUCAGUUCUCAGCUCCAAGUCCUCUAGUCUGAAAAAGCUGGAACUGAGUACCAAUGAUCUGCAGGAUUCAGGAGUGAAGCUGCUCUCUGCUGGACUGGGGAGUCCAAACUGUACACUGGAAACUCUCAGCCUCAAUGGCUGUGAUAUGUCAGAGAGAUGCUGUGAAGCUCUGGCCUCAGUUCUCAGCUCCAACUCCUCUAGUCUGAGAGAGCUGGACCUGAGUACCAAUGAUCUGCAGGAUUCAGGAGUGAAGCUGCUCUCUGCUGGACUGGGGAGUCCAGACUGUACACUGGAAACUCUCAGUUUGAAAGGCUGUCAUCUGUCAGAGAGAUGCUGUGAAGCUCUGGCCUCAGUUCUCAUCUCAGACUCCUCUAGUCUGAGAGAGCUCGACCUGAGUAACAAUGAUCUGCAGGAUUCAGGAGUGAAGCUGCUCUCUGCUGGACUGGGGAGUCCACACUGUACACUGGAAACUCUCAGGCUGAAUGACUGUAAUCUGUCAGAGAGAUGCUGUGAAGCUCUGGCCUCAGUUCUCAGCUCCAAGUCCUCUAGUCUGAGAGAGCUGGAUCUGAGUACCAAUGAUCUACAGGAUUCAGGAGUGAAGCUGCUCUCUGCUGGACUGGGGAGUCCACACUGUACACUGGAAACGCUCAGGUUGAAUGGCUGUCGUCUAUCAGAGAGAUGCUGUGAAGCUCUGGCCUCAGUUCUCAGCUCCAACUCCUCUAGUCUGAGAGAGCUGGACCUGAGUACCAAUCAUCUGCAGGAUUCAGGAGUGAAGCUGCUCUCUGCUGGACUGGGGAGUCCACACUGUACACUGGAAACUCUCAGCCUCAAUGGCUGUCAUCUGUCAGAGGGAUGCUGUGAAGCUCUGGCCUCAAUUCUCAGCUCCAACUCCUGUAGUCUGAGAGAGCUGGACCUGAGUACCAAUGAUCUGCAGGAUUCAGGAGUGAAGCUGCUCUCUGCUGGACUGGGGAGUCCACACUGUACACUGGAAACUCUCAGGCUGAAUAGCUGUCACCUGUCAGAGAGAUGCUGUGAAGCUCUAGCCUCAGUUCUCAGCUCCAACUCCUCCAGUCUGAGAGAGCUGGACCUGAGUACCAAUGAUCUGCAGGAUUCAGGAGUGAAGCUGCUCUCUGCUGGACUGGGGAGUCCACACUGCAAACUGGAAACUCUCAGCUUGUCUGGCUGCCUGGUCACACAGGAAGGCUGUGCUUCUCUGGCCUCAGCUCUGAGCUCCAACCCCUCCCAUCUGAGAGAGCUGGACUUGAGCUACAAUCACCCAGGAGACUCUGGAGCUGCGCUGCUCUCUGCUGGACUGGAGGAUCCACGCUGGAGACUGGACACUCUCAGGUAUGGAGAGGACAGCUCACCGCUCAGGGACAAAGUCUCCUUCAAGGAUUCAAGCUGCUGCUGGUUGAAGUGUGUGGAGCACGUUGGAGCGUGGAGGCUGAAACCAGCACUAAAGAAGUAUGCCUGUGAACUCACACUGGACCCAAACACAGCCAACAGACGACUCUCUCUGUCUGAGGACAAAAGAAAGCUGACGCGGGUUGGAGAGGACCAGUCGUAUCCUGAACACCCAGAGAGAUUUGACCUCUGGCCCCAGGUGUUGUGUAGAGAGGCUCUGACUGGCCGCUGUUACUGGGAGGUAGAGCGAGAAGGACCUGUUUGGAUAGGAGUGACAUACAGAGGAAUCCCAAGGAGAGGACAGGGUGGUGACAGCGGGCUUGGAGAGAACAACAAGUCCUGGAGUCUUGAUUGUGAUGAUGAUGGUUACUAUGCCCGGUACAACAAUAGAGAGACAGACAUACCUCUCCCCCCCGCUGGCUUUACCAGAGUAGGAGUGUAUCUGGACCAGCCUGCUGGCACUCUCACCUUCUACAGAGUGUCCCCAGGUGGAGGAGGGUCCUCAGACAUACUGACACACAUCCACUCCUUCCAGUCCACCUUCACCCAGGAGGACCUCCUCCCUGGGUUUAGGUUAUGUGCAUUGUUGGAUGGGGCCUCAGUGUCUCUGUGUAAGUUAUAGUCUCUCUCUCUCUCUCUCUCUCUCUCUCUCUCUCUCUCUCUCACUCUCACUCUCACUCUCUCACUCUCUCCCCCGCGCGGCCAUGGCCCGACGGUCGCCGUGCUGGCGGCGGUGUGAAGGCAGCUUAAGAUAUCUACAAGAGAUUGUAGUAAGGAACUGACCGCUUUAUUUAGACUCUCUACUCUCAUAACAUCACAGUCAGGGUGGCUCAUAUAUUUUAUCUUCCUCUGCCUUAAUGUAUGUAAUUUGGUUACAGUAGUGAUAUUUUGGCCAGGAAUAAAAAAGUAUAUA
Messenger RNA from Gadus macrocephalus (Pacific cod), 5160 nucleotides. Its product is annotated as NACHT, LRR and PYD domains-containing protein 3-like. The record is from RefSeq and is a predicted model, not a curated record. Gene Ontology annotation, molecular function: protein binding. Gene Ontology annotation, biological process: regulation of apoptotic process. NCBI's taxonomy places the organism in Eukaryota, Metazoa, Chordata, Actinopteri, Gadiformes, Gadidae. The coding region runs from base 7 to 4869 and encodes 1620 amino acids. The transcript is spliced from 16 exons.